Molecule: messenger RNA, 1248 nt
Organism: Stomoxys calcitrans (stable fly)
Lineage: Eukaryota; Metazoa; Arthropoda; Insecta; Diptera; Muscidae
Exons: 6
Coding region: 351-1157 (268 amino acids)
Source: RefSeq, a predicted model, not a curated record
AAUCAGUAUUCGAGUCAGAGACUAAGCAUAAAGCUGUGCUAGGCAAUCGCGGCGCUACGUUCAAUUGGGAAUGUUGUGUGUACUUUGAAAUUUAAGUUUUCGCUUAAGUGCUUUCGUAUUGUGUGCAUAAACAUUUGUUAAACUCGUAAUCAAAGUUGCACACUAGCUCCGAAAAAGCAUGGUAAUAGUUAAAACAUUGAUAUAGUAAAACCGAUUCCAGUAUUCAAUAUCUAUUGGUUGCAAGCUCCCACUCCGAUGACACAACAUACUGUGGUCCGGCUAGUGUUACAAGAUCUUAUCAACUCGCCUGUUGCAAAUAUUAAUUAUUGAGAUCACAAUUCUCUCGUACAAUGAUUCUGAACUACGUGAUAUUGGUGCUGACGUGUGUGAAGGUUAUGACUGUCUUCUCAACAGAUUCAAUGAGGUCAGUUCAAGCAAAGGAAAUUACAACCAAAUCACAUUUCAAAAGUAGACCAAAGAGGAACGAUGACGAUGAAGUUGGAUGGUCAACAAUUAACGAAGAAGUCGAUACCGUGAUUCCUCUGCUGUUGUCUCAUUUACAAAAGCUUGGAAUUGAACACUUGCAACUUCCGGAUAUAAAGGAAAACAUAACUGUGAAUCCAUUAUUGAUAACAUACGAAGCUGGAAUUUUUCUAACAAAUGGAAUCGUUUAUAACUUAGCCGGAAUUCAGCGAUACGGACCAGCCUACAUGACAUAUAAACAAAAAUCAUUUCUUACCCGCUUCUAUCUGAACACAAAGAGUUUGCAGUUUGAGUAUAAUUUCUUGCUUAAACUGAUGGCCUUGGAGGGUUAUGGCAAAGUCAUUGGAUCCCUGGAAGAUACGGUCAUUUAUGCCGAAUUGGCGGUAGACAUUGUGACGUUAAAGAUGAAGCUUUUCGACUUCCGUGUUAUAAAAUUCAGAACAAUACAGGUGCAAUUGAAUCAAACACGAUUUCUCAGACACUUGACGGGUAUUAUUUUGAGCCCGAUAACAAACCUUUUCAAGGAUCGCAUAACAACCUCGAUAUCGGAUGGGCUCAAAGACCAGAUGCAAACUGUGAUGGAUGAUUUUAACAACGAAGACCCACUGGAAUUGCAUGGUUUCGUUAAACAAGUUCUAGGUGGUUUAACGGGAAGCACGAAACAGAAUGAAUGAAAGAUCAAAGUAUAGAAAAUAAUUUGUAACGUUGCAUAUUAAAAAAAUUACCAAAUAUAAUUGACUGGUUGCUGUAGGUGUCGGUAUACAA